Tribolium madens (black flour beetle) is the source of this 1400-nucleotide messenger RNA. RefSeq lists its product as uncharacterized. NCBI's taxonomy places the organism in Eukaryota, Metazoa, Arthropoda, Insecta, Coleoptera, Tenebrionidae. The transcript is spliced from 2 exons. The record is from RefSeq and is a predicted model, not a curated record. The coding region runs from base 151 to 1020 and encodes 289 amino acids.
CCUAGGGUUUAGAUCAGUUCUGUGGAACGAUGAGUUUUCAUAAUUUAUCGUGAAGGAGUAAUUGUACAAAUACAAGCAUCCACCUGGCGAGCGUGCAGUGUCGGUGUGUGUUCACAGUAAAAGGAUUCAUAAGAAUAGAGUUGUUGCAGGAUGGCAUUUAUCUGCAUGAUAGCAUUGGCGUUAGCGCUGGUAAGCACAACAGCAUGGAGUUCUCAUCCCUUCGAAUCGGCACAAGAUCAAUACGAAGCGCGCGAGGAUAGGCCCCAACGCCAGCUGCUCACCGAAGCAACAGAUCAUCGUCCAGGAGUCCCCAUGCCUCAACAAUCCGACAACAGCAAACUUCCAGUCCAAGAAAAUAACAAGAGGAAAAAUGUGCGAAAACGAAGUUAUUAUCCUUGGCAAAAUGAAGUAACUUAUGAAGUGCCAUAUCAGAGUAUCACUGUUUGGAAGCCUCCAGUGUACCAGAUAAGCAGGCCGUAUUAUAUCCCCAUUUUUGGGGUUCCGGGUCGAGUGCCCAUUUAUUAUCCCCCUCAACCGUUCGUUAAUCCGGGAGUACCAAAGGAUAAUAAAAAACCAUUUGUGGGGCCUACGUACUUGCCACCUGAGACUACAACCAUGAGUAUCAGGGAUAGAUUUAACGGUGGUGAUAAUUAUGAUGAUAGACCCAUAUGGGCUGAUGAAAAUGGGAAAACAACGGAAACUAGUGUUGUUCCAACACGAAAACCGCGACCAUCAAGACCCAGGACGCCGCCACCUCUUGUCCACAAUCCCACUGAUCCUGAAGAAAAUGCGAAGGAAUCAGAAACUCCAACAACCGUUUCAACACCUGUUUUUAGGCCCAAUGAACCUAGCAGAUGCGUCUGGGCUAUAAUUUCCUGUUGUUCCUCCACAGCUGAAGUUAGUUACGACUGUUUUGAACAACGAGGGUGUCCUGGGGCGUUCUGGGACCAGAGUCCAUGUGACAACGACUUCGCCCAAGCUGCCAUAGCCGCUGCUUUGAAUUACUACAAUAAGAAGUAAAAGUUCCUGUGUGUGUUUUAGUGACUAACAGCAUCAGUAUUAAAAGUGUGUUUUCGAGUGUUGACACUUGAUUAUUACAAGUGCGACUUAUAAAGUAUGCAGCAUCCAAUUAAAAGGAAAAAAAUCCGUGUUAGUUGUAGCUGAAAGAGGCAACAAAGUGGAGAGCUCUAAGCUACCACCAUCUGUCGCAGUUCCUGACAGCAGCCGCAGUGGUAAUUAAAUUUGCCGAAUGUCGCUGAAUGUUGAACCGGGGUUUUACUUCGAAAUCAAUGUCUCGAAUAAAAUUGCUAAUUGAUCCAAAAAUGCUUGUAGACAAUUUUUUAGGUUUAUUUAUUUUUUAUUAAAACGAAAAUAAAGCUUAGUGUCUAUUUCGUUACAAA